ACAAAGCGAACACGGACACCUGACACUCCUCUCUACACUACACUCCUGUCUCAGUGCUGCUUCCUGCAUUCAUCUUCACGUUAGUUUGCUUUUCUUUCCACUUGUUAAGUUUAUUUUCACAUCAGCUGGUGCAUGCGGUCGUUUUUCCUCCUUUCUGUUCACUCACACAUGCACAGGACUGAACACUGACAUCAUCACAACAACCUCCUUCCUUCUCGCCUCUCCUCCUGAGCUGCUGCUAAUAUCGUCUGCUAGCAAAUACAGUCCUUCUAAUAAUAAGACAGUUGGCUUUAUCCUGCACUGCUACACACUACACCGCAGAUCAGGAUGUUCUCUCGUCUGGCUCGCUGUGCCUCUAGAGCGGCUGUGCACGCGCUGAAAGGAGCCAGUCGUCUCUCCAAUCCAGCAAAAGUGCCUUGUUUUGGGUAUCAGACACUGACAGCAAACCCGCUACCCACUGUUGGAGGGAGUACAGUGGUUAAACAUGCUCAAGUCCUGGAUCACAAAAGGCUGCUGCAGGUGGAGUGGGAAGAUGGAAGCUGUAGUUUUUAUCCAUUCACCUGGCUGAGGGAUAACUGCCAGUGCCCUCUGUGCAUGCUGCAGUCAGCACAAGCCCGGAGUCUGCUCUUCACCGACCUUGACGUGCAUACUGGAAUGGACCAAGUGCAAAUAACUGACAAUAACAAGGUCUCGAUCACAUGGCCAGAUCAGCAUAGCAGUGAGUUUGAGCCUGACUGGUUAAAGAAAAGAUGCUUCUCACCUGAGGCCAGACAAGCACGACAGGAGGAACUUUUUCUAAAUGAGCGUGAAUUCUGGGAUUCUGCUCUGCGGAUGCCUGUGGCAGAUUUCGAGGAGGUCCUGUAUGAUGAUAAGGCUGCUCUGGCCUGGCUUACAACCCUAAGGCGUGUCGGGAUUGUGUACCUGAAAGGGGCGCCAGCAGAGCUGGGCCAGGUGGCUCGACUGGGUCAGAGAAUUGGAUACCUCAGAAUCACGUUUUACGGUCACACAUGGCAAGUACAAGACAAGCCCAUGGCUAACAACGUGGCAUAUACCUCCGGCAAGCUGAGCUUGCACACAGACUAUCCUGCUCUGCACCAUCCUCCUGGGGUGCAGUUCCUACACUGUCUGCAGCAGGCCCAGCAGGGUGGUGAGAGUAGGGUGGUGGACGGCUUCCACGUGGCCGAGCUGCUCAGGAGAGAGGACCCCGAGGCAUUUCACAUACUCUCAUCUCUCUACAUCGACUACACAGACACCGGCUCAGACUACUGCGAUUUCAGCGUGCAGUCCAAGCAGCGCAUUAUAGACGUGGACAGCGAAGGCCAUGUGGUGAGGAUAAACUAUAACAAUGCAACGCGAGACACGGUCCUGGAUCUGCCUCUCGAUCAGGUACAGCCAUUCUACUCCUCCCUGAAGAGCUUUGUGGAGCUAAUGAACCAGCCAGAGAACGUGGUCACCUACAGGAUGGAGCCAGGUGACCUGGUAACCUUUGACAACUGGCGUCUGCUGCAUGGCCGGAAACAUUACUUAUCUGGCGGCAGGACCCCAAGACACCUAGAAGGAGCAUACCUGGAUUGGGAUGAAGUCAUGUCCCGUCUGCGCGUUCUCCGUAAAGCCGUCAACAGAGACGGCUAGAGGUUCCUUUUACUUCAUCCGGAACACCAGUUCCGUCAGGAGUCAUCGAAGCCUGAAGCUGAAUUGUUGCAUGCUGUUUAGUUGAAAUUGGAUAGUUUAAGACCGACCCCAAUGUGAGAUUUGGCAGAUAUGUUUUUGAGAUCUACUUUAGGAGGACAAAAACAAACAAAAAAAACCCUUUGAGUCUUUUUCCAACUUGAUCUAAAAGUUUUGUACAGCAGGAUGAUGAUGAUCUGGUAAAAACGUGUUAGGCACCAAAUUUCCAUUUUAUUGCACUAUAAAUCGUAAACUAUUCGAUUAACACGGCACUGGAUGUGAAGCCAAUAUUCUCGCACCCAUUACAAAAUGAAUUUAAAAGCCUGACUAAGAAACCAAAAACACCCGGGUGGUCGUUAUAUUGAACCUGCCAAUAUGGCUGCUCAAAUUCUUAAGGGACAUUUUAGUUCUGAACUGUCAAUGAAUUGUCUUAUUAAUAUUUAAUAAUCUUAGGGGCCUAAUGACAUUAAACAUUUAUUUUCCAUAACUUUCAUUUACGUAGUGUUGUAUACAACACUUCUCCACUGAAAAGUAUGCCUCACCACGAUUUGGCAACAAAUACAAACUCAGAACUAUCCGUAUCCUGCCCUAGUGUGCAUCAUUCCCCACUGUAUAACUCGACUAGAAGUUUCCCUGUUGGAGACUUAAUAUGCAUGAUAUGUAAAAUAAACUGGCGAACCGUUCCCAUUACAGCUAGAACUUCAGACACCCCCCCCCCCCCCCCAAAAAAAAAAGAGCAAGCAACAGGGCAAAGGAUUUUGCAAGGAAUUAGGGGCAGGGUGCCAGGUAGCUUCGUUGUGUGUAGUUGAUGUUGAUUUUAAAAGUAACCAAGUAAAUUACACAGGGAAAUGAAUACUUAAGUCUGAGUGAGAAAUACUGUAGCAAGCGUGUGUGGAAGAAGAGUCUGGAGACAGAAAUCUUAGUUUCUCAGUCGUUAGCAUGUGCUACUUGUGCUCGAUAGCACUAGCUUGGCUGCUUUAUUGGCAUUCGCUAGCACUACUGAUGAAUGCUACACUGGCUGGAAGGUGACUUCACUGCCGUGCUAACGGCGUCAAUUCGCAGUUAAGCUAGCGUUGGCCUUCGAGAAGGCUGAAGGUAAUACAUUUUUGGUCCCUCCCACUAUAAAUCAAAAUCUGAUUGGUUAAUUCAUCCGUCACUUCCGACAUAAACCUACACUACCAUGGCCUUCUGUCCUGGCAAUGAAGACCUAACCAAUGAGUGAGCCAGCUCUAAACUCUUCUCAACCUUGAGACAACAAACAAAAUCUCAUUGGAUAACUAUUUUAAUGUUUUUAGGACAGUAACCCUUUCAUUUCUGAAGUUAAUUUGAUAGAAAAUGAAGCCAAAUCAGUAUUAGAAGAGAAUCAUUCUAAUGAAAUUAUGAAGGAAUGAAAGCAAUUAAAAGAAUGAAAGAAAUUAAAUGCAACAUUUGAAAUGGUGAUAUGUUUGGGCCGUCUAUGAACACCUAGAAGGCCCCGACAGUUCCCCUCUGGUAAAAUACUACCCAAAAGAAAUUUAAACUCUGUGGAAAGCGUAAAUUAUCUGAUGUUAAAAUACAUGUCCUGGACCACCGCUCAACCAUCGAGUGAAAGCAAGCACACUGGUUAAUGGCAGUAUGCACACCAAAACAAAAAGGUGCUAAUGGUUUAAUAUUUAAUCAAAAUAAAGAGAAGAAAACUUUCACUUUUCUUCUCAAAACACCCAAACUUUUACUCUUUAGUGUAAAAGGAGGACUUGAAGCACAAAUGACAUUGAAAACAUUUUUUUACAACACUGAUUAGGAGGCCAUUUGGGAUUUGCGAACUAAAGAUGGUGGAUUUUACUUGGCUCACAGGGAAGAAAUGUAGGACCAAGCUAAAUAGUGAUGAGAAAAGGUUACUGAGGGUACUUAAAGAAAUUGAAACCAUAAAUUGCUGUUUCAGCUUUGCUGGCUACAUACAGUUGUGUUCAAAAUAAUAGCAGUGUGUUUAAAAACGUGAGUAAAGCUCAAAAUCCUUAUAAUAGUUUUUAUUUCCAUGCAUUGGGAACACUGCACAUUAUAUUCUACAUCAAAACAUGAAGAAAAAUGUAUCAAUAUUUUAAUUACUUUACAGAAAAUGAAGAAAAAUGAACAUUGGGCUGUUCAAAAAAAUAGCAGUGUCUGCAUUUUUCAUUACAAACUCCAAAUAUUUACUGUAUAAACUGAAAAAAUCGUAAGGAUUUAGUAUUCCUGUGAAUCACUAAACUAAUAUUUAGUUGUAUAACCACGGUUUCUGAGAACUUCUGGCACCUGUGAACAGGUAUUCCAGCCCAGGAUGAUUUGACAACAUUCCACAAUUCCUCUGCAUUUCUUGGUUUUGCCUCAGAAACAGCAUUUUUGAUGUCACCCCACAAGUUUUCUAUCGGAUUAAGGUCCGGGGAUUGGGCUGGCCACUCCAUAACUUUCAUUUUGUUGGUCUGGAACCCUGAUGCUGCUCGCUUACUGGUGUGUUUGGGGUCGUUGUCUUGUUGAAACACCCAUUUCAAGGGCAUUUCCUCUUCAGCAUAAGGCAACAUGACCUCAAGUAUUUAGAUAUAUGCAAACUGAUCCAUGGUAUGCGAUAAAUGGGCCCAACACCAUAGUAAGAGAAACAUCCCCAUAUCAUGAUGCUUGCACCACCAUGCUUCACUGUCUUCAGAGUGUACUGUGGCUUGAAUUCAGUGUUUGGGGGUCGUCUGAAAAACUGUCUUGGACCCAAAAAGAACAAUUUUACUUUCAUCAGUCCACAAAAUGUUUUUCCAUUUCUCUUUAGGCCAGUCGAUGUGUUCUUUGGCAAAUUGUAUCCUCUUCAGCACGUCUUUUUUUUUUAACAGUGGAACUUUGCGGGAGCUUCUUGCCGAUAGAUUAGCUUCACACAGGCAUCUUCUAAUUGUCACAGUACUCACAGGUAACUUCAGACCGUCUUUGAUCACCCUGGAGCUGAUCAUUGACUGAGUCUUUGCCAUUCUGGCUAUUCUUCGAUCCAUUCGAAUGGUAGUCUUCUGUUUUCUUCCACGUCUCUCUGGCUUUGCUGUCCAUUUUAAAGCACUGGAGAUCAUUUUAGCUGAGCAGCCCAUCAUUUUCUGCACUUCUUUACAGUCUACGUUUUACCUCUCCAAUCAACGUUUUAAUCAAAGCACGCUGUUCUUCUGAACAAUGUCUGGAACGACCCAUGUUUCUCAGGUUUUCAGAGAGAAAUGGAUGUACAACAUGUGCUGGCUUCAUCCUUAAAUUAGGGCCACCUGACUGACAUCUGUUUUUUCACAGAAUGAAUAAUCUCACUAAUUAAACUCCACACUGCUAUUAUUUUGAACACGUCCCUUUCACUUAAUUAUUCGAUUACACAGACUCCGGAGCAUGCAUAUCAUGAAUGUUGGGUCUGUUGGUUUUCUAUGACUCUACUACACCUACUGGUAAAUUAUUUGCCAUGUAGUAAUAUAAUUUCCACCAAAAACAGUGAUUGAUCUGGUUAGUCGUGUUGGACUGCUAUUAUUUUGAACACAAGUGUAAAUCUGGCAGAAAAAGAGGACUUUUUAUAAAGACUGGUAGACUCUGGAGAACAUUAUGCUAUAGCUUAUUAGUGAAGAUGCUUGUGCUGGUAGAGGAACAAGUCCAGCCAAGAGCAUUAAUCAGGAUGUCCGUGUGACCAGUUUAUUAUUGAUUUUUCGUACUAUUUUUUAUCAUUAACCUCGGUUUGUGUGGUACCUGGGAUGGAAUGGUAACCAAAUUCAGCACGGAUAAACUUGGUGGUGGGAAAUACAGCAUGUUGUAAAAUACUUUGCGGAGUUCAAGUUAUUUGGAAUAAAGUGGGUUUGUUUUCAUAAACUUUAUUAUAAAAUCUGCACCUGCAAUGCAAAAACAGCCAUGUUCUGCUGUUCUAUUUAUGUUCAAGUUUAAUGACGGGUGUGACAACUGUGUGCUUUUAGCAGCUCAGAGAACAGAACUGCUCUUAUUUAGGUUAGAAAAAAAAAACAGCACAAAUGUUGAAACAUCUUCCAUUAAAGAGUAGGAUGUAUGUGUGCUUUUUUUUUUUUUAAGGUAUAAUGUUAUAACUACUAAAUGUAACCAGGAAAGCUCAUGGACUUUGUUUUUCCUUUGGCAGGGUCAAUGCAAGAUCUUUAUAACUUUUUAACCUCAGGUGUCUUAAGUGAAUGUUUGCGUGAUACAGAAAAAUCUCAGUCACCCUGUAUCCAGACUUAAAACUUUUCAGGAUGAGCUCAGUGCUGCUAGCGAAGCACAUUUAUAAUCUUAAAACGAAAGCUUCUCAGAAGGAGACUGUGUACAAGUUUUGGAAUGUUGUGGUGAAGUACUUAAAUCUAGAGCAGCACGUUUCAUAACAUUAACCCUUACAGUCCACUUGUAUUUUCAACACCCCCUUGUUAGCUUGAAGCUUGAUAGAAACGAGCGGUCACACCCUUGAGUGCACGGGGAACUAAUUUCCAGAUCCUUUUGUCCAAUUCCUUUGAACUAUGUAGACUCAUUGGUUUAUCAUCUAGCUUGUAAUGUUCUGUUUGUCAAGUAUAAAAUAUAACCAAUAAUCAAUAAAAUGCAAUA
Messenger RNA from Neoarius graeffei (lesser salmon catfish), 6219 nucleotides. RefSeq names its product butyrobetaine (gamma), 2-oxoglutarate dioxygenase (gamma-butyrobetaine hydroxylase) 1 (gene bbox1). Gene Ontology annotation, molecular function: iron ion binding; gamma-butyrobetaine dioxygenase activity. Gene Ontology annotation, cellular component: mitochondrion. The transcript has 8 exons. The coding region runs from base 328 to 1632 and encodes 434 amino acids. The record is from RefSeq and is a predicted model, not a curated record. Gene Ontology annotation, biological process: carnitine biosynthetic process. NCBI's taxonomy places the organism in Eukaryota, Metazoa, Chordata, Actinopteri, Siluriformes, Ariidae.